Messenger RNA from Limulus polyphemus (Atlantic horseshoe crab), 2804 nucleotides. RefSeq names its product putative fatty acyl-CoA reductase CG5065. The transcript is spliced from 12 exons. Gene Ontology annotation, molecular function: alcohol-forming very long-chain fatty acyl-CoA reductase (NADP+) activity. Lineage: Eukaryota; Metazoa; Arthropoda; Merostomata; Xiphosura; Limulidae. Bases 77 to 1456 code for a protein of 459 amino acids. Gene Ontology annotation, biological process: long-chain fatty-acyl-CoA metabolic process. Gene Ontology annotation, cellular component: peroxisome. The record is from RefSeq and is a predicted model, not a curated record.
GGUGUUCACACAGGGGGAAAAAACCCGUGGAGGGCUAUUAAGUGCUGAGUAGCUAUAGCUUAUUGAGACUAAUAAGAUGCCGAGUCUGUCGUCUGAUACUCAGAAAAAAGGGGUCUCUCCGAUCGCAGAGUUCUAUCGCGGAAAAAAUGUCUUCAUUACCGGAGCAACCGGUUUCAUUGGAAAGGUCCUUGUUGAAAAGUUGCUUCGUUCAUGUUCAGGUGUUAAAAACAUCUACGUCUUAGUUAGAGCUAAGAAAGGAAAAGAGCCAUGCCAAAGGGUGGAGGAGUUAUUGAAUGCUAAGAUUUUCGAGCAGAUAAGAACGGAUAACCCAACCUGUUUAUCCAGAGUAAUUCCCAUUGCUGGGGACAUCACCCUACCAGACCUGGGGAUCAACAACGCCGAUCGAGCGACAUUGAUAGAGAAUGUGUCUAUUGUCUUUCAUUCGGCUGCUACUGUUCGGUUUGAAGAACCGUUAAAGAAAGCUGUAGAUAUGAACAUUUUAGGAACAAGACGGAUUAUUCAGCUUUGUCACAAGAUGCCGCUGUUAGAGGCACUUAUCCAUGUGUCUACGGCAUAUUGCAACUGUAAUCAAAAGGAAAUCGACGAAAUUGUCUACCCAGCUCCUGUUGACCCCCAGAAACUAAUAGACACUGUUACUUGGAUGAAUGAAUCUCUGGUUGAUGACAUCACACCUCAAUUGCUUGGCGAUAAACCUAACACCUAUACGUUUACUAAAGCACUUGCAGAGACCCUUCUAGUGGAAGAAUGUGGAAGUCUUCCUGUAGCAAUAGUUCGACCUUCGAUAGUAACAGGAGCCUGGAACGAACCACUAAUUGGAUGGGCAGACAACUUCAAUGGACCAGCUGGAAUGAUUGUUGCUACAGGGAAGGGCAUGUUGAGAUCUAUGAUGUGUGAAAGCAGUAAAAUCAGCGAUCUAAUUCCCGUGGAUAUUGUCAUAAACUUGAUGAUAACUGUCGCUUGGCACACCUCAAUUCACAGACACAACGAGCUAAAGGUGUACAACUGUACUUCAGGCUCUUUGAAUCCUGUUAAGUGGAAAGCCUGGGUAAUGUACGUUUUGCCAGCACUGAAGAAAUAUCCUAGUGGUCAAAUAUUUCGUUCUCCUGGAGGCACUUUUAAAACAAAUCAUCAGUGGAAUAGUAUUUGCCAAUUUUUUCAACAUCAUAUACCUGCACAUGCAAUGGAUAUUUUAGCUAAACUUUCUGGACAGAAACCAAAGAUGGUAUGGCUGUACUCAAAGAUUCACCGAGCAGUUAACUCUUUAGAAUAUUUCACCAUGAGAGAGUGGAUCUUUCACUGCAACAAUGUCCUAAAUCUUUCUCAUCAACAAAUUGGACAAGACAAAGAGGAAAUACUGGAUCAGCCAGACUGUCAGUUUCACAUUGAUACUAUUCUUAUUGAGACUGGUCUUUACCCGCUCAGUCAUUGCCCGUGACGUGUGGUAUUUUCUGUUGGCACUUUUGAACCGUUCUCCUGUGAACAGGCCACAAUCCAAACGAUUCAAGAUCUAACCUUGUAAAGUGUGAAGUGACGCAUCCAAUACAACCAAUGUCAGAGUGAACUAAUUUAAUGGUAGACUUUUUUUUUCUUCUUUUUUUGUAAAUUAAUGGAACUUUCGUUAAUUUAUUCGAGACAAAGAAAAAGAAAAGAACUGACAACAUUGAUUGUUCCUUAACGAUUCACUAAUGAUGUUCGUCUGUUGCUUAACAACACAAUAAUGUUUUUUUCAACUAUCUCUUCACAGCAAUUAUUACGGUUUAAGCGCUUAAAACUGACGAAUUACUGGAAACCAAUAAGCCUAAAAAUUAUUAUAAAUAUCAAGUAAACUGCAGGGUUGUUUUUGUUUGUUUUUUUCACGUUUCCAUUAAUUUGUCAAUUGCAACUCAAAAUUAGAGGUGUAUAAAAUUAACAUUUCAGAUCUAUCUGCCAAAGAAUCUUUUCAUUCAGUACCAAAAUUCAUCAGCUGUGCUGAACGAUCAGAUAAAAAAUAACACCAAUUUAUGUUUAAGUUAUAACACUUUAAAAGUUGCGGUUUAAAUGUUAUUUUUGAUUUUGAACCGCACUGUGCAACUUAACAGGGAUUUUGGGAAAAACAUCUACACUUAACUUGGCUUUUAUAAGACAGCAAUUUGUUUUUGGUUGCUGCUUCGUUACACAUCCGUUUUAAUUUUUAUAUAUUUUAUUCUCAUACUAUUAAAUUGUUCUUCUCAGGUUUCGAUAAGAAAGUACAAUAUUAAUUCUUAUGUUUCGGUGUAAAUAUAAAUAUAGUUAGUGUAACACUAGAUAUUUUCGCUAAAACUAACGAUUGUAUAAGUUUUGCUAAAAUGUAUGACUAAAAAUGACAUUUGGUUUGGUGUUUAGUGUGUAGAAUUUUGAAAUAUAUGUCUUUACCACGGAGUGUUAGCUUUAUCCUUCGUGUGUUGUAAUGUAUAGAUUACUUUCUUUCAGCAAGCUUGCUGUAUAUAAAACACAGUACGAAAUAUUUACAUCACAAUAACAAGUAUAAACUAAGUCGAACAUGAAAUCGAACCUUCAUCCUGCUUACAAAAGCUCAAUCUUGUGUAUAACAACUUCUCCUGAUGCUAAAUGUUGAAGUGCUCCUAGUGUGAAGUCUUAUAACGAUAAAAGAUAACUCAUUGUAUAUAUUUGUGAUUAACAAAAAAAAAUCAAUUUUUUAAUUCCUUGUUUAUAUAUGCUACAUGUCCUCUGUUCUUUGGUAUAUAUUUUUGAACUUUGUGAAAACUUUCUUAUAUCAUGUAGAUUAUAAACAAAUGCGUGUAAUG